AUGGAUGGAGGCGAUGUAAAGAAGAGGAAACUGGUGUUCGUGACCUACAAUGUGUGGUUCGGCACUCGUAGAGAGACAAAGGAAGAGCUGCGACCCCGGUUCACGGCCCUCUUCAAAAUCGUGGAGAGCAAGGACGCCGACGUCGUGUGUUUCCAGGAGAUGACGACCAACAUCAUCGCUCUCCUCAUGGAGCAGGAGUGGAUUCGACAGCGAUAUUGGAUAACCGAUACCGAUGAGGCUCGCACCUUCCUCGGCUAUGGAGUCCUUAUGCUUUCCAAACUUCCCUACAAACACCUCAGGCUCCAGGAGCUCCCAACGCAGCUGGGCCGCAAGGUGCUGGUGGCAGAGUUUAGCCUCAACGGCCAGAGCUUUGCCGUUGCCACUUCGCACCUCGAGAGCUACACAAAGGAUGCUCCCAUCAGAGCGAAGCAGCUGCGCGUCAUUCGGCACAUUCUGCACGAUCAGCACUACAACAACGCAGUCAUCAUGGGCGAUUUCAACUUUGCCAGCGCUGCGGAGAGGCUUGGGAGCCUGGGGUCCACAAUGAAAGACUACAGGGACCAAUGGCUGGAGCUGAAGGGACCCGAGGUCGCCGGUUAUACCUACGACGCGCACAAAAACCUGAUGCUCAAGAAGAUCAAGCGGGCCAAGAAAGAGAGGGUUCGAAUCGAUUUGAUCCUGUCCCGGUCGAAGAACUGGCGACCAGCCGAGGUGCUUCUACUGGGCACCCGUCCCAUCGAACACGUCUACAACGGAACCGAGGCCACCUACGACGAGAGAGACGACUCGUCGAGUUCGGACGACAGCGACUCGGGCACGGAUAGCGAGUCCGACAGCGAAGACAGUGACGACGAGGGCAAGGUGGUCUACCCAUCCGACCACUUCGGGCUCUACGGCGUCCUCGAGUUUGCGGACUAG
Molecule: messenger RNA, 918 nt
Organism: Acanthamoeba castellanii str. Neff
Lineage: Eukaryota; Discosea; Longamoebia; Acanthamoebidae
Product: Endonuclease/Exonuclease/phosphatase family protein
Exons: 7
Coding region: 1-918 (305 amino acids)
Biological process (GO): double-strand break repair
Cellular component (GO): PML body; cytoplasm
Molecular function (GO): single-stranded DNA binding; 5'-tyrosyl-DNA phosphodiesterase activity
Source: RefSeq, a predicted model, not a curated record